ACUUCCUGGUGUGGUUCCUCGGGCUGCAUCAAAUAUGUCAUCGAUUUACGUUUUUAGUUAUGUAUUUUAUCCCGGCUAAUUCCAUAAAAGAGUAGCGCAUCUGUUGUACGAUAGAUAGACAGCCUGGCUAGGGGUGGUAGUUGUAGCGAGAGGUGCGAGCUCUCUCGUCACACCACCACAAGCUUAUAUUGUAAAUAUCAGGCAGCCGAGCAAAGCUUUGCAUGCUAAAAUGGCCACCAUGGAGAAAUUGAUGAAGGCCUUUGAGUCUCUGAAGUCGUUUCAGCAACAGCAGGGACCACCGACCGCCGAGGAGAUUGUCCAGAAACAGAAAAAGGAACUGGCAACCACCAAAAAAGACCGCGUGACCCAUUGCCUAACAAUAUGUGAAAACAUUGUGGCACAGUCGUUGAGCAGGACAUCUCCAGAGUUUCAGAAACUGCUGGGCAUUGCCAUGGAGAUGUUUCUGCUCUGCAGUGAUGACAGUGAGUCAGAUGUCCGGAUGGUUGCUGAUGAGUGCCUAAACAAAAUUAUCAAAGCACUGAUGGACUCCAACUUGCCUCGACUGCAGCUGGAACUUUACAAAGAAAUUAAAAAGAAUGGUGCCUCUCGCAGUUUGAGGGCUGCUUUGUGGAGGUUUGCUGAGCUGGCUCACCUCAUCAGACCUCAGAAAUGCAGGCCCUACCUGGUCAAUCUGUUGCCGUGCCUCACCAGAAUCACCAAGCGACAGGAGGAGAUGGUGCAGGAGACUCUGGCUACCGCAAUUCCAAAGAUUAUGACAGCACUUGGAAACUUUGCCAAUGAUGGCGAGAUUAAGGUGUUGCUGAGAUCCUUUGUAUCCAACCUGAAGUCCAGCUCCCCCACCAUUAGACGGACGGCAGCCAGCUCAGCUGUCAGCGUGUGUCAACACUCGAGACGUGCCACCUACUUCUACACCUGGCUGCUGAAUGUGCUUCUUGGUCUGGUGGUCCCAGUUGAUGAUGAGCACCCCAGUCAUCUUAUCCUUGGAGUGCUCUUAACCCUUCGCUAUCUGAUGCCUCUGCUACAGCAGCAGGUCAACACCACAAGUCUCAAAGGAAGUUUUGGGGUCACUAAGAAGGAGGCAGACGUGCAGCCAACACCUGAACUUCUUUUACAGGUGUACGAGCUGACGCUACACUACACGCAGCACUGGGAUCACAAUGUAGUGACUGCGGCUCUAGAGCUACUGCAGCAGACAUUCAGAACUCCUCCACCAGAGCUUCUCCACAUGCUCAUCUCCACCGGCACCAUUCCAAACGCCACCAUCUUUCGGCAAGACGCAGAGAGCAGAGGACGCUCCAGCAGCAUCCUCGACCUCAUAGGGGGAGGGUCUUCCUGCAGUCCACUAAUACUCAGGAAGCAAAGAGGGAAGAUGCUCUCUGGGGAAGAAGAUGGUUUGGAGGAUGACCCUGAGAAAAAUGAGGUUACAACUGGACAGUUCACUGCAUCAGUUGUUGCUGACGGUUCCUCUGUAGCUCAAGUGGACAUCAUCACAGAACAGCCUCGCUCAUCCCAGCACACUCUGCAACCGGGUGACUCUGUUGACCUGAGUGCCUCCUCGGACCAAGGUGGUGGUGGUGCGACUUCAGCCUCCGACACCCCCGAAUCGCCCAAUGACAAUGAGGAGGAAAUGUUGAGUCAGAGCUCCAGUGGCGGAGCCAACAUCACUCCUGAAACAGCUGACUACACUACACCUGAGAAUGUGACCCCUGAUGGAGGACCCUUAGGAGACAUGCUUGGAGCUAAUGAUCGCUCGCUACCACCCAGUGACUCCUCCCAGACCACAACAGAGGGUCCCGACUCGGCUAUCACCCCCUCAGAUGUCGCAGAGCUGCCACAGUCACGUACUCCAUUGCCACAGGUGAUUGAGCCGUCCCCUCCAUCUCCAACAUCCACUGAAGGUCCCGAUGCUGCAGAAAGCGAUUCUUCUGUCUACAUAGCUUCCUCUUCUUCGUCCUCUUCUUUCUCUUUUUCCUCCUCUUCUUCCUUCUCUGCCACGACUUCAUCUAACACUAGCGACAAGGUGCUGGAUGGCAGUGAGAGUCAGUAUUCUGGGAUGCAGAUCGGAACACUGCAGGAUGAAGAGGAGGAAGGCGCAGCCCCACUAACCCAGGAAGAAUCCACAGACCCAUCAUUCCUCCAGUCAGCCCUUGCUUUGAGCAAACCUCACCUUUUUGAGAACAGAGGUCACAACAGGCAGGGUUCGGAUAGCAGUGUAGACCGCUUCAUACCAAAGGACGAACCAGCCGAACCAGAACCAGACAAUAAGCCGUCUCGCAUAAAGGGUCCAAUUGGACACUACACUGACCAGGGAGUGGAGCCACUGGUUCAUUGUGUGCGGCUUCUUGCUGCCUCCUUCCUGUUGACGGGACAAAAAAAUGGUCUAAUCCCUGACAAGGAGGUCCGAGUGAGUGUGAAGGCCCUGGCGGUCAGCUGCAUCGGUGCAGCAGGAGCCCUGCACCCUGAAGCUUUCUUCAACCCACUUUAUUUGGAGCCGCUGGACGGCAUUCCUGUCGAAGAGCAACAAUAUGUGAGUGAUGUUCUGGGACUUGUUGAACAUGGGGACCCCCAAAUCAGAGGGGCUACAGCCAUCCUGUGCGGCGCCAUCAUCCAGGCAGCGCUCACCAAAAGCCGAUACAACAUUCACAGCUGGCAGGCCAGCGUGCAAAGUGCAACAGGUAACUCUUUGUCCCUGGUGGAUUUGGUACCUUUGCUCCAGAAAACCCUCCACGAUGAAUGCUCAGUCACCUGCAAGUUGGCUUGCUCUGCAGUCCGGCACUGCAUCAUGACUCUGUGUAGCAGCACCCUCAGUGAGAUUGGCUUGCAGCUGCUCAUUGACCUGCUGUCUUUGCGGAACUCAUCCUAUUGGCUAGUCCGGACUGAACUAUUGGAGACCCUGGCUGAGAUGGAUUUCCGGUUAGUUAGCUUUUUAGAAAGAAGAACAGAGAAUCUACACAAAGGAGAGCAUCACUACACCGGGCGUCUUCAGCUACAAGACAGAGUUCUGAAUAAUGUGGUCAUUCAACUGCUGGGGGACGAUGACCCCAGAGUCCGCCAUGUUGCAGCUUCAGUCGUCAGCAGGCUGGUUUCCAGAUUGUUCUAUGACUGUGACCAGGGUCAAGCCGACCCAGUGGUGGCCAUUGCCCGGGACCAGAGCUCGGUCUACCUGCAACUGCUCAUGCAUGAGGCACAACCGCCCUUUCAGUUUACAGUCAGCACUAUCACAAGAACCUACAGAGGUUACAAAUUGUCCAACACUGUACCUGACGUCACUUUGGAGAACAACUUGUCCCGUGUUGUGGCUGCCGUCUCCCACGCACUUGCAUCAUCUACUUCAAAAGCCCUGACAUUUGGUUGCUGUGAGGCCCUGUGCCUCCUGGCGUCGAAUUACCCAGUAUGCACUUGGAGCACAGGCUGGCACUGUGGCUAUUUCAGCUCUAGUAGCAGCUUUUCUUCCCGCACCAGCUUCAACCGCAGUAGAGGCAGAACUCACAGUCUUUCACAGUCAAGCAAUCCUGCAGCCUCCAUUUCCACCACCUCUUCUACACCUGACAUUGAUCGAAGGACUCUUACUGUGGGAAUGGCCAACAUGGUUCUGUCUUUACUUUCAUCUGCCUGGUUUCCACUGGAUCUCUCUGCACAUCAAGAUGCUUUGCUGCUGUGUGGCAACUUACUUGCUGCUGUAGCACCGAAAUGCAUGAGAAACCCAUGGACAGGAGAUGAAGAAGGGAGCAGUGGCACCACAAACUCCAGUGGAGGGCUGAAUAAGAUGGAGGAACCGUGGGCAGCUCUGUCGGAGCGCAGCCUGGUGGCCAUGCUGGACCAGCUCUUCUCACACUUGUUCAAGACCCUAAAUAUCUGUGCUCAUGUGUUGGAUGACAAUCAACCAGGACCAGCAGUGAAGGCCACUCUCCCUUCUCUGACUAACCCCCCUUCCCUCAGUCCUAUUCGACGAAAAGGAAAAGAGAAGGAUUCUAAUGAGCCCAGUGUCGCCCCCUUGAGUCCAAAGAAAAGCAACGAGGUCAACACAGGAAGACCGGCUGACAACACAAGCUCUGCAGCAUCAAACAAGUCAACCACCCUUGGAAGCUUCUACCAUUUGCCACCCUACCUCAAACUUUAUGACGUCCUCAAAGCGACACACUGUAACUACAAGGUGUCGCUGGAUCUUCACAGUAAUCAGGAUAAAUUUGGUAGCUUCCUACGAUCCAUUUUAGAUGUUCUUUCUCAGCUGCUGGAGUUAGCGACACUACAUGACAUCAGCAAGUGUGUGGAGGAGAUACUGGGAUACCUGAAGUCCUGCUUCUCCAGAGAACCAACUAUGGCCACCGUUUGUGUGCAGCAGCUGUUGAAGACCUUGUUCGGGACAAAUCUGGCUUCCCAAUAUGAGGCAGUCCUGAGUGGGCCAAGCCGCUCUCAGGCUAAGGCUUUACGUCUGGGCUCUUCCAAUCUUCGCCCGGGUCUUUACCACUACUGCUUUAUGGCACCAUACACACACUUCACACAAGCGCUGGCUGAUGCAAGUCUCCGCAACAUGGUGCAGGCAGAGCAGGAGCAGGACACUUCAGGAUGGUUUGACGUAAUCCAGAAAGCUUCAAACCAAUUGAGAUCCAAUAUUGCCAAUGCAACGCGGCACAGAGGAGACAAGAAUGUCAUCCACAACCACAUCCGACUCUUCGAGCCCCUGGUGAUCAAAGCAUUAAAGCAGUACACCACCAGCACCUCCGUGGCCCUGCAGAGACAAGUCCUCGACCUCCUCGCUCAGCUCGUGCAGUUGAGAGUCAACUACUGCCUGCUGGACUCCGACCAGGUGUUCAUUGGGUUUGUCUUGAAACAGUUUGAGUUCAUUGAAGUCGGGCAGUUCAGAGAUUCAGAGGCCAUCAUCCCCAACAUCUUCUUCUUCCUGGUUCUGCUGUCUUACGAGCGCUACCACUCAAAGCAGAUCAUCAGCAUCCCAAAAAUCAUCCAGCUGUGUGACGGCAUCAUGGCCAGUGAGAGGAAGGCUGUGACACAUGCGAUACCAGCGCUGCAGCCUAUAGUUCAUGACCUCUUCGUCCUGCGGGGGUCAAACAAAGCAGAUGCAGGAAAAGAGCUGGACACUCAGAAGGAGGUGGUUGUCUCAAUGCUGCUCAGACUCGUGCAGCACCACCAGGUUCUGGAGAUGUUUAUCCUUGUACUGCAGCAGUGUCACAAGGAGAAUGAAGACAAGUGGAAGAGGCUGUCCAGACAGAUUGCUGAUAUCAUUCUCCCCAUGAUUGCUAAGCAGCAGAUGCACUUGGAUUCUCCCGAGGCUUUGGGAGUGCUGAACACUCUGUUUGAGAUUGUAGCCCCUUCCUCCCUGAGGCCAGUUGACAUGUUGCUCAAGAGCAUGUUCACCACCCCAGUCACGAUGACGUCCGUCACAACUGUUCAGCUGUGGGUGUCUGGUAUCUUGGCCAUACUCCGGGUCCUUGUUUCACAGUCCACGGAGGAUAUUGUCCUGUCCCGGGUCCACGAGCUCUCUCUCUCGCCGCAUCUUCUUUCUAGCAAUACAGUUCGUCUCCUGCGUCAGCAAACACCUUUCACUGGCGACCAGCCUGCUGCUCAAGUGAUUGGCAACCAGGAGGUCAACUGUGAUUCUCCGAAGGCUCUACCCGAGGAAACUUUUGCAAGAUUCUUGCUGCAGCUGGUGGGAGUGUUGCUGGAUGACAUUUCUUCCAGGCAGAUAAAAGUUGACAUCACGGAGCAGCAACACACUUUCUACUGUCAACAGCUGGGCACGCUGCUCAUGUGUCUCAUCCACAUCUUCAAAAGUGGAAUGUUUCGUAGAAUCACAGCAGCAGCCAGUCGUCUUCUGAAGUGCGAGAGUGGCACCAGUCAGGUCUGCGAUGAGGCUGGUCUUUUCUAUAGUCUGGACGGUCUGAACAACCUGGUGCAGUGCCUCAUCACCACCCACCCUUCCUUGGUGCUGCUCUGGUGUCAAGUCCUUCUUGUCAUCGACUACACUAACUACUCUUGGUGGGCGGAGGUCCACCAGACCCCAAGGAGACAGAGUCUCUCAUGCACAAAGCUGCUCAGCCCCCACUCCUCUGGGGAUGGUGAAGAGGAAAAGCCAGAGUCUAAGUUAGCGAUGGUCAAUAGAGAGAUUGUACGCAGAGGUGCUCUCAUCCUCUUCUGUGACUAUGUGUGCCAGAACCUCCAUGAUUCAGAGCAUUUAACCUGGUUGAUUGUGAACCAUGUCCGGGACCUUAUCAGUCUUUCCCACGAGCCGCCGGUGCAAGAUUUCAUCAGCGCUAUACACAGAAAUUCUGCAGCCAGUGGCCUUUUCAUCCAGGCCAUUCAGUCUCGCUGUGACAAUCUUACAACCCCCACCAUGUUGAAGAAGACCCUGCAGUGUUUGGAAGGCAUCCACCUGAGUCAGUCUGGGUCCCUGCUCAUGUUGUACGUGGACAAGCUGCUCAGUACUCCUUUCCGAGUUCUGGCUCGUAUGGUGGACACUCUGGCAUGUCGCAGGGUUGAAAUGCUGCUGGCUGAGACGCUACAGAACAGCAUUGCCCAACUGCCAGUGGAGGAACUGGACAGGAUCCAGGAAUACCUCCAGACUAGUGGUUUGGCUCAGAGACACCAGAGGUUCUAUUCCCUGCUGGACAGAUUCCGAGCAACUGUUGCAGACAAUAGUGGUCCCUCUCCUCCCUUGACGUCACACCCAUUAGAUGGUGAUCCUCCUCCUGCUCCUGAAUUAGUUGUUGCUGAUAAGGAGUGGUAUGUGGCUCUUGUGAGAUCGCAGUGCUGCCUUCAUGGAGAUGGUUCCCUGUUGGAGACAACAGAGCUGCUUACCAAGCUUCCUCCACUUGACUUGCUGAACAUCAUGAGCAGCAAGCUGUUCAACCUGAGUCUCCUGUGUCCGUGCUUGAGUAUGGGAGUGCAGCGACUGGCUCGGGGCCAGGGGCCACUCUUGUUGGAGACCUCCUUGAAGGUGACUUUGGAGCAGAUUUCAGGAGUGUUGGCAUCACUACCUGAACCGCAUCAGUCUUUCCUGCCACCCCAAGAACAGCAGCCCUACUGGGAGAAACUGGCACAAGUGUAUGAUCAACCAGGUUUCUACUCCAGAGUUCUAUCACUGUGUAGAGCUUUGUCCCAAUACCUGCUCACAGUGAACCAGCUCCCCUCCUCACUGCACAUCUCCUCAGACAAAGAAGACCUCAUCACUACAUUCACAUGCGCUGCGAUUGAGGUGAUCGUGUGGCAUCUGCUGAAGGACCAGUUGCCCCUGAGUGUGGAUCUUCAGUGGGGUCUAUCUUGUUUGUGUCUGGCUCUGCAGCAGUCCUGCAUCUGGAACAAACUCUCCACCCCUGAGUACACAACACAUGCAUGCUCUCUCAUAUACUGCCUUCGCCUUGUUAUAGUUGCAGUGGCAGUGAGUCCCGGAGACCAGCUCCUGCACCCAGUAACAAAUAAGAAGGCUGUAGGUGAUUUGGAUAACCAAGUGGAUUCACCUCAUGGGAACCAUGAACAUGAAUGGAGAGCGUGUGAGAUCAUGGCUGAGAUGGUCGAAGGCCUGCAGAGUGUCUUGUCCCUGGGUCACCAUAGAAACAGCGCUAUUCCAGCGUUCCUCACUCCCACCCUACGCAACAUUGUGAUAAGUCUAUCACGCCUGCCGCUGGUCAACAGCUUCACCAGAGUUCCUCCGCUGGUUUGGAAAAUGGGCUGGGCCCCACAACCAGGGGGGGACUUUGGCACAACAUUACCUGAAAUUCCUGUGGACUUCCUUCAGGAAAAAGAUGUUUUUAGAGAUUUUCUCUACAGAAUCAACACUUUGGGUUGGAGCAGCAGGACUCAGUUUGAGGAGACUUGGGCCACUUUGCUUGGGGUGCUGGUCACCCAGCCGAUCACAAUGGAACAGGAAGAAGAGACACAGCAGGAGGAGGAUCUGGAGAGAACUCAGUUGAAUGUGCUGGCAGUGCAGGCCAUCACCAGCCUGGUGCUGAGUGCGAUGACCCUGCCCACUGCUGGCAACCCUGCGGUCAGUUGUCUGGAACAGCAGCCGCGCAACAAAAGCCUCAAAGCUCUGGAGACAAGGUUUGGAAGGAAACUGGCAGUCAUCAGAGGUGAGGUGGAGAGAGAAAUACAAGCUCUUGUAUCCAAGAGGGACAAUAUUCACACACACCACCCCUACCACGCCUGGGACCCAGUGCCCUCCUUAUCAGCUGCCUCUCCAGCUGGAACUUUGAUUAGCCAUGAAAAGCUGCUCCUCCAGAUCAACACAGAGAGAGAGAUGGGCAACAUGGACUACAAGUUGGGGCAGGUAUCCAUUCAUUCCGUGUGGCUUGGCAAUAAUAUUACACCUCUGAGAGAGGAAGAGUGGGGUGAGGAUGAGGAAGAUGAAACGGACACACCCGCUCCUGCUUCUCCACCACUUUCCCCCAUCAAUUCAAGAAAACAUCGAGCUGGUGUGGACAUCCACUCGUGUUCCCAGUUCCUCCUGGAGCUCUACAGCCAGUGGUUGAUCCCUGGCUCCCCAAGCAACCGGAGGACUCCAACCAUACUCGUCAGUGAGGUGGUCCGAUCGCUGCUGGCAGUGUCGGACCUUUUCACUGAAAGGAACCAGUUCGACAUGAUGUUCUCCACACUGAUGGAACUACAGAAGCUUCAUCCACCUGAGGAUGAGAUCCUCAAUCAGUAUCUAGUGCCUGCCAUCUGCAAAGCUGCGUCCGUGUUGGGAAUGGACAAAGUGAUAGCCGAGCCCGUGUGCCGCCUGCUGGAGGCCACCCUGCGCAGCACCCACCUGCCCAGCCGGAUGGGAGCCCUCCAUGGAGUUCUCUAUGUGUUGGAAUGUGACCUGCUGGAUGAUACAGCCAAACAGUUGAUCCCCACCAUCUGCGAGUACCUGCUCUCCAACCUACGCUCCAUCGCUCAGUGCGUGAACCUCCAUAACCAGCAGCAUGUGUUGGUCAUGUGUGCCGUUGCCUUCUACAUGAUGGAAAAUUACCCUCUAGAUGUCGGCUCUGAGUUCAUGGCCGGGGUUAUCCAGCUGUGUGGUGUCAUGGUGUCCGCCAGCGAGGAUUCCACCCCAUCUGUAAUCUAUCACUGUGUGCUGCGAGGUCUGGAGCGCCUCCUACUGUCGGAGCAGUUGUCUCGUGUGGAUGGUGAAGCGCUUGUGAAACUCAGCGUGGACAGAGUCAACAUGCCUUCGCCACACAGAGCCAUGGCCGCUCUGGGCCUCAUGCUUACAUGCAUGUACACUGCGGUGCUAGCGUCGGGUUCAGAAGUGACAGGGGUUAGAGGUCAUGUUGACUCUGGCUCUGCGGUAGUGGAGGCGCCGGGCGUCACUGCGGGUCAUGUUGGUUUCUCCUCAGGCAAGGAGAAGGCCAGCCCCGCCAGCCGCCCGGCCCACUCUGAUCCCCAGGCUCCAGACAGUGAGUCCAUCAUUGUUGCCAUGGAGAGGGUGUCUGUACUGUUCGACAGGAUCCGAAAAGGUUUACCCAGCGAGGCCCGAGUGGUGUCCCGGAUUCUGCCCCAAUUUCUAGACGACUUCUUUCCACCACAGGACAUCAUGAACAAAGUCAUCGGCGAGUUCCUGUCCAAUCAGCAGCCAUAUCCUCAGUUCAUGGCAACAGUCGUCUACAAGGUGUUCCAGACUCUCCACGCCACCGGCCAGUCCUCCAUGGUACGAGACUGGGUCCUGCUGUCUUUGUCGAACUUCACCCAGAGGACCCCGGUGGCCAUGGCCAUGUGGAGCUUGUCCUGCUUUUUUGUCUCUGCCUCCACUUCUCAGUGGAUCUCGGCAUUAUUGCCACAUGUUGUCAGCAGAAUGGGCUCCAAUGAGGUAGUGGAUGUCAACCUCUUCUGCCUGGUGGCCAUGGACUUUUACCGGCAUCAGAUAGAUGAGGAGCUGGAUCGAAGGUCCUUCCAGUCUGUUUUCGAGACUGUGGCAGUGCCGGGGAGUCCUUAUCACCGGCUGCUGGGCUGCCUGCAGGCCAUCCACCAGGACACAACACUCUGAGGGCAUCAGACCAAGGCAGGGGCGGCGCAACUCAUUUUGCUCAGCGGAAAGUUAGAGUGACAGGAACAGAGUAGUCAGUGUGAGUACUCCAGUUGAGAGUAGCCCGUUUUCUCACACAAACACAUUCCUUACUCGACACUUUGGUUUAAAAAAAAAAAAAAAAACAAAAACCAAAAACAGGUGAUUUCAGAUCUGCUUGUUUUCUAGUCACGGCUUCUGUAUUGUGAUGUCCAUGAGCUAAAAAAGGUGACGCUAAAAGCCUGUGGUAGGAUCCUGACUGAACAUAUACACCUGCUUUUAAGUUGUUAUUGAACGCGUGUUCUGGCGGUGGAAUAUUUUGAUAUUGAGCAUCUUGUCUGCAGAAUUUUACACUGACUCACUUCUCCACUCUCAGCACGGUUGAUGAGGAAAAAUACCAAAAUCAUGUUGUAGCAGAGAAGGGGGGCAGGCUGGGGAUGAGGUGGGCAACAGUUCUACAUUUUUAGUUUUUGAUUCUUGUUUUACUUCUCAGGACGAUGUAAGAUGUGAUUAUCGUUGUUUGAGACUGGAAGUCAAAUUUAAAUAUUGUAAAAUGUCAUUGUAAAGUAAUAUAAAGCCAUCGUGCAUGAAUUUAUCGUGUCAAUGACAUGAGCUGUCACGGUUCUCUGAAACACACCGACAUGGUCACAGUUCAGAAGAGAGCAGAAGCGUUUUCUCGCGGCUCUGUUACUCUUGUACAUACACUUGCCUUAGAUACUGACUCAAUAUACUCAUGUCCUGUACAGCUUGAAAGCAUGCAAAGCUUCUAUUUCUUGCAUUCUAUUAGUGCUGCGUCACUAUGGUUACAGUCGCUAUGGAUAAGAUGCAGCGCAAUCCGCAGUCUUGUGACCUUAGCAACCAACCGCAGCUUCGACAAAUCAUACCAGGAGGAGGGGGGGCUGUCCUCAGGACGCUGGAAUUUGGUUCUUUGUUGAGCUUUAAAUAUUUUGUCUGUUAAGGAUUAGGCAAACAUGUUUUGUGCAAAGUAUUUCACACACAUUUAGCACUAAAAAAAAACAACUUGAAGAAGUGGUCAUGAUGUUAGCUGCGUUCUGGAUAUGCAAUAAAUGCUGUAGAACAGAUCUAGACUUUUCUUUCUCAGUGGUGAUUCCUGCUCUUCCAAUGUUGCAUCCUGACAUGUUUUUUUCUUUCCCUUUUUAAAUUAAAAUGGAGUGAUGGAAUUCCCUCCAUAGAAAAGGGAAGGGGGCAUUGUUGCGGGUAGGUAAUCCGAUUACACAACCACUAGAGGUUUGGGUUCAGGGGUGAGCUGGUCUCGGACUCUGCCGUCUUAAACACGCUAAUGACACAAUAGAUCGACUCUCUUUCCAUUAGCGCCGAGAGCAAAUGGAGUUCUGGUCUCAUCCUCUUCAUUAAAGUCUCAAGGCUCAUUCGUGUCUUAAUUCCAUUGAUUUACAAGAAUUGACACACACUGAUUCAAUCUUGGUGCAGCCCAUAGGUCUCACUUUCAUUCCUUUGCCUGUAAAAAAAAAAAUGUUUCGAAAUUUAAUAAGAUUAUUCAUGCGUAGUCCAAUGUAAAUUUGAAUAAAUUAUUUAAAGAUGUUACCCUGUGUUUUGUCUACAACUUGCUGCUUUUUU
Synchiropus splendidus (mandarinfish) is the source of this 11614-nucleotide messenger RNA. Its product is annotated as huntingtin. The record is from RefSeq and is a predicted model, not a curated record. The coding region runs from base 230 to 10000 and encodes 3256 amino acids. Lineage: Eukaryota; Metazoa; Chordata; Actinopteri; Syngnathiformes; Callionymidae. The transcript is spliced from 68 exons. Gene Ontology annotation, cellular component: cytoplasm; nucleus.